AUGGAGCUUCUGUGUCCCAGUGCCAAGAGGAGGAGAUCUGAGGACCUCGCAGCCGAUGAGGCCCAGCCGCGGGCAACGGAAGCCACGGAGGCGGCCAAUCUCGAACCUACAACCCACAGCAAAGAACCGCCGCCGCCGCCGCCGUCUGAAGCUGCUGCUGGUGGUGGUGGUGGCGGCGGCAAAGACGACGUCGACCGCAUCAGCGGCCUCCCCGACGCCGUCCUCGGUGAGAUAGUUUCGCUUCUCUCCACCAAGGAAGCUGCUCGUACCCAAAUCCUCGCCUCCCGGUGGCGCCACGUCUGGCUCGCCUCCCCUCUCGUCCUCAACGGCACAGACCUCUCCACCGAGCCUAAGGCCUACCCCCGCGACGAUAAGAAGUUUAACGCCGCCAACGAGGCCCUCGCCAGCGCUGUCUCCCGCAUCCUCUCCGCCCACCUGGGCCCCGGCCGCCGCUUCUGCGUCCCGCCGCACUUUCUCCAGGACCGUCCCGCCACCGUGGACGCCUGGCUCAGCUCCCCGGCGCUUGCCAACCUCCAGGAGCUUGAUUUCUGGGAUAUGAAAUAUUGGUAUAGGCAACCGUCUCCGUUGGCACCGCCACCUGCCUCUACUUUCCGGUUCUCGGCUACCCUCCGAGUUGCUACCUUCGGCAAAUGUGAGCUCCUGGAUAGUUCAGUGGAAGGGAUUCACUUUCCCCACCUCAAGCAGCUCGGCCUUGAAGAUGUCAGCAUCUCCGAGGGCUCACUGCAUACCAUCAUUUCCAGCUGCCCUGUCCUGGAGUGCCUGCUGCUUAGAGACAUCUUUGGGGUUGGCUGCCUCCGGAUUAGUUCCAGUAGCCUCAGAAGCAUCGGUGUGGGUGUUGGUUGUCUUAGGGAGAAUCUCCAGUUCUUACAGGAAGUCAUAAUUGUCGAUGCCCCUUGUCUUGAAAGAUUUCUCUAUCUUGGCAAGCCAAUGAAUUUAACUGUAAUCUCGGCACCUAAACUGGAGACCUUAGGCUGUCUUAUUGAUGAAUGGUCUCAUCCUCCCUGGCUUGUGUUUGGCACCGCAUCGAUUCAGGGAUUAAAAGUUGUAAGCUUGACAACGGCAUUGAGCAAUGUCAAGACUCUAGCCGUCGCAUCAGAUUUUAUUGAUCUUGAUAUGGUCAUUGAGUUGAUGAAAUGCUUUCCAUGUCUGGAGAAGUUAUACAUAAAGAUGUUUCUUCUUAUGGUUUCAUGGAGAAACCCUGGACCAUUAGCAUUGCUAUCAAGAGCAAAAAUUCAGGUUCAAACAUUUUACAUCAGGCACCUAGUAUCUGAGACAGAGCACAAGCAUGGCUCAAACUACCACCUCCAAUGUCCACAGUCCACUCAGGUCCGAGGAACUAUAUUAAUGAACUGGACUCCACAAAAAUGUGGUCCAGUAAUGAACUCUACCAUGACGGGUUACCAAAAAGCGGACCUGCUGCUCAGCUGUAAACUCCAGAUCUUUAGUUCAAGGAUUGUUGGUGUCGCCAUCGCCGCCCCCCUCAAACUAACAUCCCGCCACACCACCGCUGCCGCCGCACUUCCUCGUCACGCUGCUCAAUCCGGCUGCUUGACUAUUUUUGCCGCUCGGUCUGGAUGUUUGGUACCAAUGUCGAUGAGCAGCAAAUCAGAUUCCAUCCCUUCACCAAGUUCUGAGAUAGGAAAAAUACAGGCAGGCGAAGAGGGUGGGAGCAGGCGAUUAAACGCACCUGAGUUGUCCUCAUAG
This is a messenger RNA of Miscanthus lutarioriparius, 1725 nucleotides long. NCBI's taxonomy places the organism in Eukaryota, Viridiplantae, Streptophyta, Magnoliopsida, Poales, Poaceae. The record is from the annotation of a GenBank genome assembly.